GACCAAAACGAGACAUGGGUGCCCUUGCUUGAGAAGGCCUACGCCAAAGCUCACGGCGAUUUUGCCUCUCUUGAUGGUGGUUGGAUCGGCGAGGGACUGGAAGAUCUCUCCGGUGGUGUUACUACCGAGCUGCUUACCUCCAUAAUCCUCGAUACCGAAGAGUUCUGGGGAAAUGAACUCUCCAAGGUCAAUGAGGAGUUUCUCUUUGGAUGCACUACCGGUCUCCUCGACGAAGGCUACGGUGAGAGAGAUGUUAUUGCCGAAGGCCACGCAUACGUUAUUACAGAAGCUAGAGCGUUCAAGUGCGGAGAGCGUCUGAUCAAGCUCAGGAACCCUUGGGGUAAGAUUUGUAGAGACUUGUGGGAGGGCGCCUGGUCCGAUGGAUCUAGAGAAUGGACCACCGAAGUUCAGGAAGAGCUCGACCACCAGUUCGAUAACGACUCAGUCUUUCGGAUCAACUAUGAAGACUUCCUCCGCAAGUAUCAGCACAUUGACCGGACACGACUAUUCCGGGAUCCUGCUUGGCGAUGCACUCAGCGCUGGAUUGGCGUUGAAGUUCCUUGGAAGCCUCAGUUCAACGAGAAGUUCCACAUUAAACAGGAGCGUCGUAAGCUGUGGGAAAGACGCCACAUGAACCGAGAAAUCAUAAAGAAGCAGAGCAAAAAGAACACGGAGAAGCGUGAGUGUCGAAUCGCCAAGACCGGGGAAGCAGCCAAGUUGAAGGCCGAGGAAGCAGCGAAAAAGGAUGCGGAAGCAGCACUGAAGGCCGCGGAAGAGACCAAGAAGAAGGAAGAUGACAAGCUUAAAGACCAAGGUGUCCAGACAGAGGCUAGCAAAGAGGAGGCUAAUCAGGACAAGUCUGUUUUGACUGACGCCUCUGAAAAGACUGAACAGUCAACAGAAGAAAAGGCUGAGGAUGAUAAGCCUAAGGCUGACUCCAAAAACGACGCCAAGGAUGAUUCCAAGGAUAACUCUAAGGAUGACUCGAAAGAGGCAUCCAAGGAAUCAUCCAAUACAGAAGAACCAAAGAGCAAAAAGGACGAUGUUGCCCAGCCCGCUCCACCACCCCCGCCCCCAGCUGCCAAGGCCUAUGACUCGGACGGAGAUUCAUCGCAUUCGCCCGUCGAGGACUGGGAGGAGCUCUAUAGCAUCGACGACAUGGUUAGGAAGCCGCGUCUUACUCCUGCCGGGCCUCCUAAGACCCACGACCAACGUUAUGAGUCCGAGGAGGAAGGCCUGCCCGACCCAUGGAACGCCAUUUGCAUCGUUGGUGUCCGUGUCUACUCCAUGGACGAGGACCUCGAGCUUCGUGUCGUUAUAGAAGGCGGCGAACUGCUUGAAGGUGGCAUGGGCAAGAUGGGGGAAACUGACCUUGACAAUGCGCAGGCCAAUGCCGGCGGAGAGCGUGAGCAGCAGGAAGCCGAUGUGAAGGCUGACAUCACUGACACUAAGCCUGCGGAAUCAAACGACGAGACCAACGCCCAGGACGUCAGCGCCACCGAGACAGCCGCGGAAAAGAAGGACGAGGACGUUGAGACAACCGAGUCAGAUAAAGAGGGAGUCGAAGUCGCGACGACAGAGUCCAAUGAGGAUUCCGAACCGGACAAGACUAUCGACUCUACCAAGUGCGACAAGCUUGUUUCUGGAGCUGUCAAUCCGGACGCCAUUGCAGCACCGGAGUCUACUCCUCCAGACUCCUCUGGAGAUGAAUGA
Messenger RNA from Colletotrichum truncatum, 1713 nucleotides. The record is from RefSeq and is a predicted model, not a curated record. Lineage: Eukaryota; Fungi; Ascomycota; Sordariomycetes; Glomerellales; Glomerellaceae.